AUGCGGCUCCCUUCAAGCGCUCAAGUGCUGCUGCUUGCGCUUCAGGUCCUCGUUUGUGAAAGCGCGCCCAAUUGCCCCUUCAUAGGACCUGCAUUUCCUAAGCCAACGGCUCUAGCCAGCAGCACCUCCUUCCAGGCCGCACUCGCCAAUCUGACAACGACAUUCACGGCUCGCGACCUAGACCCGGACACGAAUCCCAACUCAACGAGUUACUCGUUAGAAAUCUUUGCAGCUUACAAUGACAAGCCAAUCUGGUCGUGGUAUCACACCGCGCCGGAGCUUAUUGCUGCCAAUACGAGCGGUGUGAAGACAGUUGACUCGAACACCGUCUACCGCUUAGGCAGCGUGACCAAGAUCUUCACCAUCUACACGUUCUUGGUGGAAGCUGGGGAUGUCCAUUGGAACGAGCCAGUGACGAGCUUUGUGCCGGAGCUGAAGUCGAUGGCUGACAAGGCCGCCGAUGACCCGGUUAUGAAUGUCGAUUGGGGUUCGAUUACGCUUGGUGGCCUCGCUAGUCAAAUGGCUGGUAUUACUCGGGACUAUGGUAUACUUGGGGAGCUAACUCAGGAGGUUACCGAGGGCAAUCUUACUCUGCUGGGCUUCCCGCCAGUUCCAGACUCGGAUAUACCAACUUGUGGGGAGUGGCCGCUGUGCAAUCGCACCGAAUUCUUCGAUGGUUUGAGCAAGGUGCCUCCCUCAUUUGCACCUUGGCAGACUCCAGCAUAUUCCGAUGUAGCGUUCCAAAUUCUGGCUUAUGCUCUGGAGAGUAUCGUAGGGAAGGACUACGACAACAUGCUCCAGGACGACAUUUUGAGUAAACUUGGGCUCAAUCACACAUACUACCAGAAACCGCCCGACUCGGUAGGCGCAGUUCCUAAUGGCACGAAGACGACCUGGUCUUACAGCCUCGGGGACGGCAGUCCCGCUGGAAAUAUGUACUCAUCCGUCGGCGAUCUCUCAACUCUAGGUCGAGCAAUUUUCAAGAACACGCUGCUCACCGGACCUCAAACAAGGCGUUGGCUCAAGCCGGUGGUCAUGACGUCUGAGCUCGUAGCUGGAGUGGGCUAUCCUUGGGGAUUGAGACGCGUUCCUCUCGGGACCGGAAACGAUGCUCAUCGUGUUGUCGAUACGUAUAACAAGGCGGGCCGAGUUGGUUCGUACGCAUCUCUCCUUGUCAUGAUACCGGACUACGACAUGGGCAUCACAGCACUCAUUGCUGGGAACUCAAUACCUGCAAAUCACAAUUGGAACAUCGCUGACGCUGUUGGCGGGAUUCUGUUACCGGCACUUGAAGCAGCAGCAAGGGAGCAGGCUCAAUCUAUCAACGGCACAGACAUGAAGGCAGUUGCGACAUAUUACAAUCUCCAGUACUUGCCUAACAAUCCAAGUGUCCGACUCUACCCUACGGGAUUGGAGACGAAGAAUUCAGACGGCACGACCAAGAUAGCAUUCAAGGCCGCCUACGAGGAUCUUGAUGCACCGACAAGGUCGAACAGCAUGUUCUCGACGGACUGUGGCACAUGGGUCAGCCAAACGGCAGCUGUGUAUGUCAAUCUACCACUAGAUCAAUUUGUCUUCACCCUCGACAAGAGUGGCAGGGUAGUAAGUGUUGAGCCGUUAGCACUUAGAGUGUCGUUAAAGAAGACGACGUAG
Molecule: messenger RNA, 1653 nt
Organism: Phaeoacremonium minimum UCRPA7
Lineage: Eukaryota; Fungi; Ascomycota; Sordariomycetes; Togniniales; Togniniaceae
Product: putative beta-lactamase family protein
Exons: 5
Coding region: 1-1653 (550 amino acids)
Source: RefSeq, a predicted model, not a curated record